Molecule: messenger RNA, 1009 nt
Organism: Salvia splendens (bonfire salvia)
Lineage: Eukaryota; Viridiplantae; Streptophyta; Magnoliopsida; Lamiales; Lamiaceae
Exons: 2
Coding region: 293-694 (133 amino acids)
Source: RefSeq, a predicted model, not a curated record
CAAUGAUUAUAGACUAUUUUUCUUGUUUUAAAAAUAAAAUCAAUAAUAUUGUGGCGUGCAAUUUGAUACUAAUUCAAUUAUUUCAGUUUUUUCAUAAUAUUAUUCUGAGAAAAAUAGACUAUUUCGAUUAAUAACUUGGGGUUUUCUAGAUUUUGCCAAAUAAGUUCAGAGUCGCUGCAAGUUUGCAUCUUCCACGGCUACAACUUUGCAAUUCGUGAACUCUUUAAUCUUAAGCUAAUCUUUCAUUUUUCAUAUUGUUUUGUGGUGAAUCUGAUUAAUUGAAAUUUGAUGCAUGGCUGGGAAAGCAGUGAAAUCUGUUGCAAAAGCAGUUGGAGAAUACCAGUUCCCAUGGAGAGAGAAGUUGACAAAAUACAGAGAUGAGCUGUCAAAGGGUGUGUGGGGUUACUGGGAGCUUGGUGCUUGGAAUCCUCUAGCUAUUAGUGCACGCCACCGAGCUCGGAUCCGCAAAGAGGUCCUCCUUGCUGGAGGUGAUUGGGAAUUUGAUCCAGAAAGGAAGGAGAUGAAGACGAAGAGAAAAGGGCACAAGGUUGAUAGGUUGGCUGCCGAGAAGCGAGCCAAUACUGCUCGACUGAUGGGAGAGAUGCCCAAGAUGUUGGAUGAUUACAAGAAGAGAAAGUGGGAGAGGAAGAUGAAAGCAGAAGAGGAUGCUGCCAAGAAGGCAUUGAACGAGUAGCUAAAAGCUCAGCCCUUUCGAUUCAUGGUUUUAAAAGCUGGAUUCCUUCUUGUUCGGUUUCACCUUGAUGCUUUCUUAGUUGUUCUUACAUAAGUUGUUGAUGGACCUCCGUUUUGAACCUUUAUGUAUUGAUGCCUUGUUGAGCUCUUACAUAAGUAGGUCGUGCUUUUUAGACAUUUGUUUUCUCUCCGGCCUCUGCUAAAACUGAGAUUCUGAUGAAUUGUUAUAUCAUAUGCCAAAAAAGGCGUUGAACUAGCAGCUAACAGCUCCUCCCUUUCAUUUCAUGUUAUUAAAAACUGGAUUCCUUCUUGUUCA